Messenger RNA from Closterium sp. Naga37s-1, 2952 nucleotides. The record is from the annotation of a GenBank genome assembly. Lineage: Eukaryota; Viridiplantae; Streptophyta; Zygnematophyceae; Desmidiales; Closteriaceae.
AUGACAUAUGAUUAUGGGGCGUGGAGUAGCUACUUACUUCCCUUUCCCCCACCGCGCUACCUUCUUUCCCGGUCAUUGGGCUACUUACCUCCCCCCACACAGCUACUCACUUCCCCCCACCCAGCUACUUACUUCCCCCCACACAGCUACUCACUUCCUCCCACCCAGCUACUCACUUCCCCCCACACAGCUACUCACUUCCCCCCACACAGCUACUCACUUCCCCCCACACAGCUACUCACUUCCCCCCACACAGCUACUCACUUCCCCUCACCCAGCUACUCACUUCCCCCCACCCAGCUACUUACUUCCCCCCACCUAGCUACUCACUUCCCCCACACAGCUACUCACUUCCCCCCACACAGCUACUCACUUCCCCCCACCCAGCUACUCACUUCCCCCCACACAGCUACUCACUUCCCCCCACCCAGCUACUCACUUCCCCCCACCCAGCUACUUACUUCCCCCCACCUAGCUACUCACUCCCCCCCACACAGCUACUCACUUCCCCCCACACAGCUACUCACUUCCCCCCACCCAGCUACUCACUUCCCCCCACCCAGCUACUCACUUCCCCCCACCCAGCUACUUACUUCCCCCCACCUAGCUACUCACUUCCCCCCACCCAGCUACUCACUUCCCCCCACCCAGCUACUUACUUCCCCCCACCUAGCUACUCACUUCCCCCCACACAGCUACUCACUUCCCCCCACACAGCUACUCACUUCCCCCCACACAGCUACUCACUUCCCCCCACCCAGCUACUCACUUCCCCCCACCCAGCUACUCACUUCCCCCCACACAGCUACUCACUUCCCCCCACACAGCUACUCACUUCCCCCCACCCAGCUACUCACUUCCCCCCACACAGCUACUCACUUCCCCCCACACAGCUACUCACUUCCCCCCACCCAGCUACUCACUUCCCCCCACCCAGCUACUCACUUCCCCCCACACAGCUACUCACUUCCCCCCACCCAGCUACUCACUUCCCCCCACACAGCUACUCACUUCCCCCCUCCCAGCUACUCACUUCCCCCCACACAGCUACUCACUUCCCCCCACCCAGCUACUCACUUCCCCCCACACAGCUACUCACUUCCCCCCACACAGCUACUCACUUCCCCCCACCCAGCUACUCACUUCCCCCCACACAGCUACUCACUUCCCCCCACACAGCUACUCACUUCCCCCCACACAGCUACUCACUUCCCCCCACACAGCUACUCACUUCCCCCCACCCAGCUACUCACUUCCCCCCACCCAGCUACUUACUUCCCCCCACCCAGCUACUCACUUCCCCCCACACAGCUACUCACUUCCCCCCACACAGCUACUCACUUCCCCCCACCCAGCUACUCACUUCCCCCCACCCAGCUACUCACUUCCCCCCACCCAGCUACUCACUUCCUCCCACCUAGCUACUCACUUCCCCCCACCCAGCUACUCACUUCCCCCCACCCAGCUACUUACUUCCCCCCACCUAGCUACUCACUUCCCCCCACACAACUACUCACUUCCCCCCACACAGCUACUCACUUCCCCCCACACAGCUACUCACUUCCCCCCACCCAGCUACUCACUUCCCCCCACCCAGCUACUCACUUCCCCCCACACAGCUACUCACUUCCCCCCACACAGCUACUCACUUCCCCCCACCCAGCUACUCACUUCCCCCCACACAGCUACUCACUUCCCCCCACACAGCUACUCACUUCCCCCCACCCAGCUACUCACUUCCCCCCACCCAGCUACUCACUUCCCCCCACACAGCUACUCACUUCCCCCCACCCAGCUACUCACUUCCCCCCACACAGCUACUCACUUCCCCCCACCCAGCUACUCACUUCCCCCCACACAGCUACUCACUUCCCCCCACCCAGCUACUCACUUCCCCCCACCCAGCUACUCACUUCCCCCCACACAGCUACUCACUUCCCCCCACCCAGCUACUCACUUCCCCCCACCCAGCUACUCACUUCCCCCCACACAGCUACUCACUUCCCCCCACACAGCUACUCACUUCCCCCCACCCAGCUACUCACUUCCCCCCACACAGCUACUCACUUCCCCCCACACAGCUACUCACUUCCCCCCACCCAGCUACUCACUUCCCCCCACCCAGCUACUUACUUCCCCCCACCCAGCUACUCACUUCCCCCCACCCAGCUACUCACUUCCCCCCACACAGCUACUCACUUCCCCCCACACAGCUACUCACUUCCCCCCACCCAGCUACUCACUUCCCCCCACCCAGCUACUCACUUCCCCCCACACAGCUACUCACUUCCCCCCACACAGCUACUCACUUCCCCCCACCCAGCUACUCACUUCCCCCCACACAGCUACUCACUUCCCCCCACACAGCUACUCACUUCCCCCCACACAGCUACUCACUUCCCCCCACACAGCUACUCACUUCCCCCCACCCAGCUACUCACUUCCCCCCACCCAGCUACUUACUUCCCCCCACCCAGCUACUCACUUCCCCCCACACAGCUACUCACUUCCCCCCACACAGCUACUCACUUCCCCCCACCCAACUACUCACUUCCCCCCACACAGCUACUCACUUCCCCCCACCCAGCUACUCACUUCCCCCCACCCAGCUACUCACUUCCCCUCACCCAGCUACUCACUUCCCCCCACCCAGCUGACAUCCGCCCUUGCUCCCCUCUCGUUCCCUCCACCCAGCUACUGGCCAUGUCGUCUGAUUGUGAGGUGCGGAGUUCUGCCCUUGAAGAGUUGCGUGACAUGGCGAACAAAUGCGAAGUGAAGAGUCUUGGUAUUUCUAGUCACAUGCAGCCGCCAAUCUGUUUCCUACGGAUUGGUUUGUCAUGCUUGAUGGGAAGGACUGCAUCCAUUGCCGAUCUGGUGUUCUUCUUACUAAUGGUGGGGGAUGGGGCAAUCGAGAAGCUGAUGAUGGCAGCAACAAGGGCUGGUGAGAUGUGA